Molecule: messenger RNA, 1752 nt
Organism: Coffea arabica (coffee)
Lineage: Eukaryota; Viridiplantae; Streptophyta; Magnoliopsida; Gentianales; Rubiaceae
Product: UDP-N-acetylglucosamine transporter ROCK1
Biological process (GO): pyrimidine nucleotide-sugar transmembrane transport
Cellular component (GO): Golgi membrane
Molecular function (GO): pyrimidine nucleotide-sugar transmembrane transporter activity
Source: RefSeq, a predicted model, not a curated record
CAGAGAGGAGCCUCGGAAGGUUCAAAGCAACUGAAAAGCAGCAGCUGCUCAAUACAAUAACUACUUUGACUGCUCCUCCAAGACAUUCUCCAGAGCUCUGCGAUCGCCGCCGCCUGGUCGCCCGAUCAUGACGGCUGUAGCGGAGGCGGCGGCCAAGUCAAAGGUAACGAAAUCCAGCUCCGGUGAUCAUUUUUCUAACCCUAACGGAAAAGUGUGGUUCUAUUCUUUGCUGCUCACGCUACAAUACGGUGCUCAACCUCUCAUCUCCAAACGGUGCACGGGGAGAGAAGUGACUGUCACUUCUUUAGUUUUGACAUGCGAGGUGGUGAAGGUGAUUUGUGCUCUUCUUCUUAUGGCAAAAGAUGGUACUUUGAAGAAACUAUUCAAGGAGUGGACUUUAGUUGGCUCUUUGACUGCAUCAGGACUACCAGCGGCCAUAUAUGCACUGCAAAAUAGCUUGUUGCAGAUAUCAUACAGAAACCUUGAUUCUUUGACGUUCUCAAUGCUGAACCAAACCAAACUUUUUUUCACUGCUUUUUUCAUGUAUAUGAUAUUGAGGCAAAAGCAAUCAAUCCAGCAAAUUGGGGCUCUUUUCUUGUUAAUACUUGCAGCUGUCCUUUUAAGUGUUGGUGAAGGUUCCAGCAAAGCUUCAAGCAGUAGCAAUCCUGAAGAAAUUCUAUUCCGUGGAAUCAUUCCAGUGUUGGUAGCUUCUGUACUAUCUGGUCUUGCUUCUGCUUUGUGUCAGUGGGCAUCUCAGGUUAAGAAACACACCUCAUACUUGAUGACAGUAGAGAUGUCUAUUAUUGGAAGCUUGUGCUUGAUGGCUAGUUUUUACAAGUCUCCUGAUGGAGAAACCAUCAGACAACAUGGCUUUUUUUAUGACUGGACUCCAUUGACUUUGAUCCCUGUGAUAUUCAAUGCUGUUGGUGGGAUUCUAGUUGGCCUUGUGACAUCUUAUGCUGGUGGUGUACGAAAGGGAUUUGUCAUUGUUUCUGCACUUCUCGUCACUGCUCUGUUACAGUUUGUCUUUGAUGGCAAACCACCUUCCUUGUACUGUCUUGUGGCAUUACCACUGGUGAUUACCAGCGUAUCAGUCUACCAGAAGUACCCAUACAGAGUCAAAGCAAAGGAGGCAUGAGAUGUUAUGAACUGCUAUUUUUAGGAGUUAAUGAGUGAGGAAAUAUGCUGGCAUUUUUUAGGAGCCUUCCUCGCUUUGGAUGGCGUACUGAGUGUGUUCUUGUUAGUCAAAUUCAUCCGGUGUCAAGUGUCAAUCAAAUGUAGCUGGACUCUGUUCUUUAUUAUCUUAGAGGACGAUAUAAAGAUAAUCUGCUGUCUUCCUGCAGUUGGGAAAGGAACUGAUACAUCUUCUAAACUCUAUCAACCGUGCUGGAAGAAUACGUACAGGUUAAAUCUAUUUGCGGUCUCUCCCACUCAACAAAGAGAAGAUGCAAAGAUGCAAAUGCUAGAGCUACAACUUCAUGCCAUUCACAUUUCUAAUUGCCCUUCUUUUUGUCUCGUUACUUGUUGCAAUGUACUAUCAGGUUAUUAUCAUUAUUUUUAUCUGGGGGAUAGUAAAAGGGCCUCAGAAGAGGAACAUUCUCUUGGUUUGGAACUGAACAUGAAAUUUAAGCUUUGGCAUGUGAAACUGUACCGGCAAAAAGACUAAUGUCUUGUGUUAAUGCGCAACGUACAUGCCGUACAUCUUUUUGGUAGCAUUAGUAAUCGAACUGCCUUUUGUUUUGGUGAUUUUAA